Cryptomeria japonica (Japanese cedar) is the source of this 3960-nucleotide messenger RNA. Its product is annotated as disease resistance protein RUN1. Gene Ontology annotation, biological process: defense response to fungus. Bases 1821 to 3905 code for a protein of 694 amino acids. The record is from RefSeq and is a predicted model, not a curated record. Lineage: Eukaryota; Viridiplantae; Streptophyta; Pinopsida; Cupressales; Cupressaceae. The transcript is spliced from 6 exons.
UCUACGCGUUUAAUAAUUUCUCAUUUACUUCUGAAAAUAAUUCACCUCCCAGAGCACUGACCCUGCUUUCCUGCGUUCAUCGUCUUCACUUCUAUCCAAUUCCAUGGCGUCUACUUCUACAGGUGCUCGUAAACGAAAGAAUGAAGAAAGUCUUGCUUUUCAUGAAGUCGCGCCAUCUGCGUCUACAUCUGCCUCAACACUCCAGGAAAAGCCCCGCUACGAUGUGUUCAUCAAUCAUCGUGGACCAGAUGUCAAACACACGCUAGCUACCAGGAUCUAUAACGUCCUAAAGGAUAUGAAUGUCACAGCCUUUUUAGAUUCCGAGGAGUUGGAAUAUGGCGAUUUCUUGCCUACAACAUUACAAUCAGCAAUGCAUAGUGCUUCCAUUCAUAUAGCAAUUUUUUCUGAGAACUAUGCAAAAUCACCUUGGUGUUUGGCAGAGCUCUCAUUUAUGCUUACCACUGGUGCUAAAAUUGUUCCUGUAUUCUACCAUGUAGAGCCCACUGAUCUCAGAUAUGUAGAACAAGGGAAGGGAAUCUACGUUGAUGCUUUUGUGCAGUAUGAAAAGAAGCAUAGAUACAGCCCACAGAAGCUUCAAGAGUGGAAAAUGGCACUCAAAAAUGUCUCUUGCUACAAAGGCCAAAUCAUUAAAAAUAAUGAUGAUGAAAUGGGGUUCCUGAAGAAUAUUGUGAAUAUUGUAUUGAAAGAAAUAAACAACGUGCCAUUAGUGGUUGCAAACCAUCCUGUCGGUCUCGAAGAAACAGUAAUAGACUUUGAAAAGAAUGCACUCCAAUCUAGUCAGGAGGGUGUACAAAUCGUGGGAAUUUGGGGUAUGGGUGGCUCCGGUAAAACCACGCUUGCCAAAACUUUAUACAAUAAAAUAUCUUCAUCUAUGGAGAAGUCUAGUUUUAUAUUUGAUGUUAGAGAUGGUGCAACCAAAGGCAUGUUGCAUAACAAGCAGAUUCAACUCCUCAAAGAUCUUGGAGUCAAAGAAGAAGACCGAAAAUUUGACAAUAUAGAGCAAGGUAUGGCAAUUCUUGCAAAGACUUUGAGAUCUGUCAAGGUGCUCAUUGUUCUUGAUGAUGUGGAUCAUGCGGAUCAGCUUUAUGCUCUGUUGCCUGUAAAAGAUAGGCUUGGAGGGGGCAGUCUUAUCAUUAUUACAACACGGGAGUACGAAGUUCUUAAAUCAAAGGGCAUAUCAUCUGUGUAUAAAAUGAGAGCACUCGAUCCGUUUUAUUCAGAGCAGCUUUUUUGUUGGCAUGCUUUCUCACAAUCUGUUCCUCUCAACGGAUUUGAGGAGCUAACAAAUUUUUAGGUGCUUGCAACGGAUUACCCUUGUCUCUAAAGGUAUUUGGAGCACAAUUAUAUGGAGAGUUUCGCAAAGAAUAUUGGGAGUCUGUACUGGACAAGAUUUCUAGAAUAUUGCCCGAUGAUAUUAGAGAGAAACUCAAACUAAGUUAUGAAGCCCUUGAUUAUGAAGAGAAAGAGAUGUUCCUUGACACUGCAUGUUUCUUUAUAGGAGAAGAUAAUAGUUUAGCCAUUGAAGUAUGGAAUGGUUCAGGGUGGAGUGGUAUGCAUGGUUGGGAAAAGCUCUUCAAUAAAUGUUUGGUCGAACUUGACAAGGAGAAUUGCAUAAGAAUGCAUGACCACUUGCGAGAUCUAGGAAGAGAAAUUGCAGGCCAACAUUCUCCUUACAGAUUUUGGUUACCCCACAAAUUAUUAAGCCAAAGAAAGGAGAUGACAUUCGAGGAAUAAUAGCUGUCCCAAGCGCGAUAACAACAUGGGGUCUAGAUUUAGAGAAUGGGAGGUUCUAUCAAGUGAUGAACUAUUAUAAUCAAGAUAACAGCUUGAACAAGGCAGUCAUGGAUAGUACUAAUGGAGCAGAUUGGUCACUCACACUCUCUUCACUUGGACCAAAGAUUUUUGUGAUUAGAGGAGAUUAUUUUAAUAAAGCAAUCUAUGAAGUAUCAAGAGACCUGGUCUGGCUUCGCUGGUCUGAAAUUGGACAGAGAAAUCUUCCCUCACAGCUUUCAUUGAAAAAUUUGAGUGUCUUAGAACUCUAUGAAGACUACCUUGGAAGAGGGGGAAAUCACUUGAAAGAGCUGUGGGAGACUGAUAGCGAUGCUCCUGUGCAGCUAAGAGUGUUAGUUAUUUCAGGAUGCCUUAAAUUCCAAAGAUUUCCAACGUCAAUAGGGCGUCUCAAUUUAUUGAAAAAGAUAGUAAUCGUACAUGGCUUCAAUUUAACGAUUCUGCCAGAAGAAUUUUGCCAUCUUCGAUCGCUGGAGGACUUAGUAUUGCAUGCUUGUCGUCAGCUAUCAUCACUACCCACCAAUUUUGGCGACUUGAGAAGUUUGCGGUCUCUAGAUUUGAGUUGCUGCGGGAAAUUGAGUAUGAUGCCAGAUUCUUUUAAGAAACUGAUGCUUCUACAAUAUCUCAAUUUAGAGUCCUGUCAUGAACUCAUACUUGCGUCAGAGGAUUUUGAAAACAUCACAAAGCUGGAGUACAUAAAUCUUAUCAGGUGCAGUCAAUUGAAAGAGUUGCCUCGUCAUCUCACAAAUCAGGCCUGCUUGAGAGAGCUCUAUUUGGCACCGUCAGGGAGAUUUAUCUUUAUGGGAGGGAAAAUGAGGUUAAGGGAGCUACCAAUUAACAUUGGUCAAUUAAGCAGGAUACAAAAGAUAAGCAUUGGGAGUGAGUUGUUGACAACCUUGCCGACCUCUCUCGGGGAUUUGUCCUUCUUGACAAAUCUUCAAAUUGGAAGGUGUCCGAACCUGGAAUCUUUGCCGACCUCUCUAGGAGAUUUGUCCUCCUUGACGACACUUGUAAUUUAUGAUUGUUCAAGCCUGGAAUCUUUGCCGACCUCUCUAGGAGAUUUGCCCUCCUUGAGGAAUCUUUCAAUUGUUGCUUGCAAAGAUCUAUUUUCUUUGCCGGCCUCUUUGGAGCGUCUUAAUCUCUUAGAGCAUUUAAGGAUAGAUGCGUGCCCAAUCAAUUGUUUACCUUCUGGAUUGAGUAACCUUAAGGAUAUAGUUCUAAAAGGAACACAAGUGUGCAGGAUUUCAAUGUCUGAAGACCGUUAUCCCCGCCUUGAGAGCCUAGAGCUUAAGGAAAAUCAUCAUUUAACGGAGAUCGAAGCAGUUCCAACGACAGUCAGGUCAAUAGAAAUGAGCGACUGUAAAAUGCUGAAGAAGCUAAGGGUUCCUUGUGAUCUAGUAAAUCUUGAACGCCUGCAAAUAAGCUAUUGUCCAGAGUUGGAAGAGCUCCCGAGCUUUGCACAUUCAACUUCUCUCAGAGAAUUUGAACUAGUAUAUGGUUGCUACCGAAUUCAGAAAAUUAAAGGUUUGGAAAAUUGCACAAGAUUGGAAAGUUUGAGAGUAGAGACCUGCUGGGAGGUGCCCGGUAUAGAAAGUUUGGAGGGCAUGGAGAAAUUGAGGGUGGUGGAACUCAGAGCAAGCAAGGGAUCAGUUAUCGAACGUUGCAUUCAAACGAUAGAGAAAUGGCCAGAUGAAAUAAGUAUAUGUAUGCCCGCAGUCCCUGAGGCGUCCUCAAUUGUAGACUCCUUACCGCUCUCUCCAAAUCUCGUGCUCUUUCACUCCCUCCAAAUUGGGCCGAUGUCCACGUUGGUGAAGUUGCCUCCCUCCAAUGGCGAUGCCCUUAUGCUCUGUUGUGUUAUAAAUAGUGUUUCUUCAUUUAACACGUUAGUGCCUCCACAGGGUAUUUUUUUCUUGAAAGAGGGUAGAUGGGCAUGGGUAGGUGUCUACAAAUCACAGAAUGGAAAUGAGUUCAUAAUAGGCACGGUCAAAAACGACACGUGCAAAGUGGAGAAAUGUUUGGCUGUGCGAGGGGAUAAACAAAAAGUAGUGGAGGCAUUUCACAGCUGGUUACCUUUUUUAAGAAAGCUGGGUAUUUGAAGGCAGCGAGUGUCGGGUUAAUUUUCAUUAAACAAUAAAGAGUGAAAUUACUUCA